CAAUACAAAUAGAUACGCUAAUUUCACUUAUUUCCCUGGUUUUGUGUAAGUCUUAUACCUAGUUUGGAGGGUAAACACAUACCAAUUGACAACACUGAUAAACAAUUGAAGAGCGCAAAACGCCGCAAAGAAUGCCGUAGUCCCCUUGAAUAAGUGCUGGUAAGAGGUGGGUUUACGAUUGUUGUGAUGAAAGUGCCCCAGCGUCUAUGGGUACAAGUGGUGUGCAGAUUUAGCACAGGAAAUGGGAAGUUUGUUGACACAAGCGACUCCGUAAACAUCAAGAUGGCGUCAAUCUUCGAAACAUUUUUAGUUGUUGUCAGGAAGACCUUAGCAGUAAGGUGAAAAUGGAGUCGUUAUCUGCUCAGUAUAACGGCAUCAUCCAGUGUUUGCUGGUAUGCAGUGAGCCAGUGGAAAAGAAAUUUUAUGAGUUUGUGGACUGUGAGGAGUCAGAUAUCAUCAGGGUUAAAAAGUUAGAGGCUGAAGUUGUUCGUCUUCAGGAAGAGUUAUUAAAGUCUCAGAAGGACAUCAAGAAUCUUGAACUGAAGCUGAAAAAUGCCAGACUUCUACUUGACCAAGAGAAACAGGAGAGAAUCUUUGUUGAAAGGGAAAAAAAUGACAUGGCUGGACAAAUUGGCCUAGUCAUGGAUCUUCUAGGUAAAGGGCAGGUGAAUGAAACACGGGAGAAGCUACAACAGUUGCAGCACUCUUUUACCCACAUUGGUCCCAACCAGCGUCGCAGCACAAGAGAGGGUUCUGCUGUUCCCCUCUCUACUAUUACAGAAAAUCAUGACUCACUAGAGUCAGUGCUGAGCAUAUCAGAUAUUGACAUCACAGAAGAUGACCUAGAAGAAUCACGAACGAGAUCUGGACGAAAUUUCAAAAGAAAGUCUUCUCCAGAACGUCUUGAUGAUUCUGGGCGAAAACGUCGUAGUAGAAAGAGCGACGAAAAGAAUUAUGGCAGGAAGAGUGGUGAAGAAAAGAAAAUACAUGAAGUCAAGACACAAGUGACAACAUAUUAUACAACUGGAGAUGAUGUCAAGAAAUUUUGUACAGAGAUUGAAGUUAAGCCUUCUGGUGUUCCUGCUUCAUCAGAUGAGAACAGGAACUCGGUUGUCUCCGGACGCCCACCUUUGCCAUCCACUCCACACAUCCCCCACAAUCAGCAGUCUGCUUAUUCACCUCGCUUACUACACUCUCGAAUGACACCCCAAGGUAACAAUCAAGGCUGUGUCACCCCAUCUCACACUCCUCACACACCUAUAAUGCGCAACUUUUCUGCUAGUAAACUGAAUGCAAGACCCCAUGCCUUCCAAAAUAAAACUGUAUACAAAGCAGAAAUAUGCCAGCCAUGUGGAAAACGCAUGAAAUUUGGUAAGAUUGCCUUAAAGUGUCGUGAUUGUCGAGCAACAUGUCAUCCAGAUUGCCGUGAAUCUGUUCCUCUUCCUUGCAUUCCUGUUGCUACUACACCAAAUGCUAAAGGCCACCAGGGUACUAUUGCUGAUUUUGCUCCUCUAAUUCCCCCUAUGGUUCCUGCUCUUGUCGUUCAUUGCUGUAAUGAAGUCGAGAACCGUGGACUGAACGAAGUUGGGAUUUACCGUGUUUCAGGGUCAGAGAAAGAAGUGAAAGAGCUUAAGGAGCGAUUCCUACGAGGUAAAGGACUACCUAACCUUUCACAGUUUGAUAUACAUGCAGUUUGUGGUUGUCUGAAAGUCUUCUUGAGAUCCUUAAAAGAGCCACUUAUUACCCAUCUCCUUUGGAAUGAUUUUGUUUCCGCUUCUGAAAGAGCAGACGAAGAUGCAUCAGCAGCUAUGUACCAGGCUAUAUCGGAAUUGCCUCAGCCUAACCGAGAUACUUUAGCAUGGAUUGUUAUUCAUCUUCAGAGAGUUGCUGAGUGUACCGAGUGCAAAAUGCCAACCUCAAACCUAGCUAAGAUGUUUGGACCUACCAUUGUAGGGUAUUCUGUUCCAGAACCCCCACCAGCUAUUAUGGUUAAAGAAACACAUCCUCAGCAGUUGGUGAUGGAGAAGUUACUUGAAAUUUCAACUGAUUACUGGAGUACUUUCAUCAAUGUGUCAGAGGAAAAUAUGUAUGACAACUUCCAAUCAAAGAAUGUGAUGAGUGGUGGUAUACUGGGUGAUCUUCACACUGGAAAUGCGAAAAGAAGGCGCUCCAUUCUUUCCCGUACUCCCCUGCAGAUUAGGGAUACUCCCAAGUCGCAUAAUCAGUGGCGGAAGUAGGGCAGACAAGAUGGCUCCUUCAAAGUAUGUCGGCAACUGUUACCACAAAGGUUUAAACAGGUAUACUGAGUACUCUAAUCAUACAUUUGAUUCAGUUCAGAAGUAUUGUAGGUUUUACAUUCUUUGAUUUCUGAUUGUGAUAUUGAUUCCUGCAGAAAUGCAUAACUGGUUUAUGUUGAAAAAAUGGAUUAUAUAUAGCUAUAACAAAAGUUUUUGUACCAGGAAAUUAUUUUUGUAUGCAAGUAGGUGUAUGAGCGGUUGGUGCCAAUGUUAAUGUUAUAUUUAAGAUAACUGUGAAUAUAAAAUUAUUUUUUAUUUUAACCAGUCAUAAUCUGUGAGUCACUGAAUUUGGUGUUGUUAUAACUAAAAUUCAAAUGCCUGAUUUCAUUUAACUGAGUUAUAUAUUUAUACUUUACUUAUGAACAGCCACAACUUCUAUAUCUGAUACUGCAUUGUAAAGUGUUGGUGCUGAGUUUUUAUGUAAUUUUUUCUGUAUACAAUCUCCAUUUUGUAUAUUUAGUAGUAAGAAAUCACAAUACAUAUGCUGUUUAUGACCUUGUUUAUAUUAACAAUCACUUUUUAAUCUUUUGUAUUUACCCAGAAUAAAAUUAAAUUUAGAA
Macrobrachium nipponense is the source of this 2857-nucleotide messenger RNA. Its product is annotated as rac GTPase-activating protein 1-like. Gene Ontology annotation, cellular component: nucleus; spindle midzone; centralspindlin complex. Gene Ontology annotation, biological process: mitotic spindle midzone assembly; Rho protein signal transduction; mitotic cytokinesis. The record is from RefSeq and is a predicted model, not a curated record. Gene Ontology annotation, molecular function: GTPase activator activity. The transcript has 14 exons. Lineage: Eukaryota; Metazoa; Arthropoda; Malacostraca; Decapoda; Palaemonidae. The coding region runs from base 345 to 2237 and encodes 630 amino acids.